AUGAAGUCGUUUACGUACGUCCUUUUGGGAGGCGGCGUGGCUUCCGGUUACGCCGCGCGGGAGUUUGUCCGACGAGGCCUGGGACCCGGGGAACUCUGCAUAAUAACGUCAGAAAACGCGGUGGCUUACGAGAGGCCCGCACUUAGCAAGGAGUUCCUCAGGCCUGGGGGCCAACGACGCCUUGAGGACUUUUGCACGUGCGUGCGGGUGGGCUGGGAGGCGCAGGACGCGGCCUGGUAUGAGGAAAGGGGCGUCCAGUACUUUAGGGGCGUCGCGGCGGUCGGGGUGGACGUGGCUGGUAGGAAGCUUACGUUGGAGGGAGGCGAGGAGGUGACGUACGGGAAGCUGCUAGUGGCGACGGGGUCCAGGGCGGCGUUGCUGGCGGAGCAGAACACGCCGGGGGCGGAACUGGGGGGCAUACACUACAUAAGGAGCGUGGAGGACGCGGAGGGCAUACUGGAGGGAAUCGAGGAGUGCAAGCGGCGGGACGGCAGGGCACUGGUGGUAGGGGCGGGGUAUGUGGGCAUGGAGGUUGGGGCGGCGCUGAAGGAGCAUGACUUGCACGUGACCAUGGCCUUCCCGGGGGGCAUGUUGAUGGACCGCAUGCUACCUCACGAUGCGGCGAGCCAUUACGAGGAAUACUUUGCCGCUCAGGGCGUGGAGUUGUGCUGGGAUAGCAGGGUGACGCAGUUGAGCGGCAGCCACGGCCAUGUGGAGUCCGUGGAGCUGAACGACGACAAGACGUUGCAGGCUUCCAUGGUCGUGGUCGGCAUUGGCUCCCGGCCCAACGUAGAGCUGUUCCUGGGCCAGCUGGAGCUGAUCAACGGCGGCAUCGAGGUGGACGGCAGUUUCCGCUCCAGCCACCCAGACGUCUACGCCAUAGGCGACGUUGCGUCCUUCCCCCUGCUGCGCUACGGGGGCCACUACUGCCGGCAGGAGCACGCGACCCACGCUCGCCUGUCCGCCGCCCACGCCGUUUCGGCCAUCCUGGAUCCCGAAAACACGGCCGACUACGACUACGUGCCGUUUUACCACUCCCGGUUUUUCGGCCUGUCGUGGCAGUUCCACGGGGUGAAGGCGGGUCGAGGGGUGGCCUUCGGGCAGUGGGAGGGGGGGAUGUUCGGGAUGUACUGGGUGGAUGACGGCGUGGUGGUGGGCGCCUUCUUGGAAGGGGGGACCAAUGAGGAGCGACGGUGGAUGAGGGCGGUCGCGGUUGCCAGGCCCAGGGCGCCGUUCCUGGACGAACUGAGGGUGCAGGGGGUGCUGUUCGGGGCGAAGGUGGCAGGCGCCGAUGUUGCGGACAGGCAUGGAAGUUUCGAGAAGCUUAUGUGA
Ostreobium quekettii is the source of this 1332-nucleotide messenger RNA. The record is from the annotation of a GenBank genome assembly. NCBI's taxonomy places the organism in Eukaryota, Viridiplantae, Chlorophyta, Ulvophyceae, Bryopsidales, Ostreobiaceae.